UAACAAUACCAUUACAGAAUCCGGUGUUGAUUAUUGAUUCUCUGAGUCACUACCGACGGUAAUAUAUGAAUUUAAGGGUUAAAGUUUAAACUUGUUAUUUCUAGUUUUCAUAAAUAUUUUGUGUUGAAUACAUGUAUGGACAUGGACAUGGACAUGGACACGGACACGGACACGGACACGGACACGGACAUGGAACCUCUACUCGAUACCCUUACGCAUGUUCCGAAGCUGGUUAUUUUUGAUUUAGAUUAUACAUUAUGGCCAUUUUGGGUUGAUAGUUUUCCACAACCCAUUCAAUUUCAAAAAGACAGUUCUGGUAAAGUUAUAGAUUACCGAGGACGUGAAGUUAAACCUUAUUGCGAUUCUCACAACAUUUUAUUAUUUUUACAAAGCCAUAAUAUCACAUGUGGUGUUGCUUCAAGAACUGAAGAAAAGGUUGCAGCUGAGCAACUUAUUACUUUAUUUGGUUGGGAUAAAUUUUUUAAGUACAAAGAAAUGUUUUUUGUAGAUUCAAAAAUCAGUCACUUUGAUAAUAUACGCACAAAAAGCGAAAUUGAUCUUGAGGACAUGUUAUUUUUUGAUGAUGAACCACGUAAUAUUUAUGAGGUGCAGCGCUUUGGUGUUGUAGCAUAUCUAGUGGAAGAUGGAAUAACAAUGCGAAAUUUUAUCGAGGGGAUGAUCAAGUUUUCAGAUAAAAAAACAGAAUAUCUUGCUUCUAUGGAAAAAAAUAUGUAAAAAAAUAUGGAAAAAAAUAUGAGAAAGAAAAGAAAACAUUGAAGAAAUACGAACAAAAUGCUAUUAAUAAAUAAUUGGAAACAAAGUAACAUAAAUUCGAAAUUGUAGACCAGACCACAUCAGUGAUAAUAUAAAUUUCAUAUUAUUUAAUUAUAAA
Molecule: messenger RNA, 892 nt
Organism: Sipha flava (yellow sugarcane aphid)
Lineage: Eukaryota; Metazoa; Arthropoda; Insecta; Hemiptera; Aphididae
Product: magnesium-dependent phosphatase 1-like
Exons: 5
Coding region: 136-735 (199 amino acids)
Molecular function (GO): acid phosphatase activity
Source: RefSeq, a predicted model, not a curated record